AACAAUAUUUUAAAAUAAUGUUUGGAAAUGAAAAAUAUUUUUUCCUGAUUAUUAUUCAGGUGCACAUGCCUCGUUAUGGUGAGGUAGUAAUUUAUGUGUAUAUAGCAAUACCAGCCGCAACUGACGUACUGGCUUGAAUGACAGUUACUCAUCAUAAACUGUCGUAGGAUUUCAUAGUUGCUUGAAUUGUUUGCGCGUUUAAAAGUAACGACUUCGUUCUGAAUCUUAGUGAACGUAAUUUUGUUUUUUAAAAAGUGAAAAUACUUAAAAUUAAUAAUAUGGCUAAAAAUUUUGUGACAAAUUUUCGUGGUGAACAUUUUAUAACACCAAAUGGAAAGCACAUAAAAGAAGAACCCUUGACACCGAUUGAAAAUGAUUUCGGAGAUCACAAUCACAUGGAAAAUUCGUUUGAUGGUACUGGAUCUAUGAGGAAGUCGCUUUCUAUGAACGACAUUGCGGCACUUCGAUCAGAUUUUGUGAAAUUGGAAUUUGAGGAUAAACAAAGCGUUUACGAAAGGUACAGACGCCAGGCUGAAGCACCAUUAGAAUUAUCUAAAACAAAGUUCGUUUCUAUGGCUGAAGCUAUAUAUCACUAUCAAAGAGACACACCAAGCCGUUUUCAUUCUACAAAACCCCAAAUUUUUAAGACUCGAGGGUCUUUCAGACCUUCAGGUUUGACUGUGCCUCAAUCGCCAAUGCUGCGAUGCAAAGCUCGUUCCCGCCCCCUACACAUCAUGUCACAGAAAGAAAAGGAGGAAAUGGAGAUGGAGGAAAUCAAGAAAUUUAAAAUUAAAGCUCAACCAAUACCAAAAUCGGUUAUUGAAGGCACUAUAAGACUGCCAGAGGUGCAGAAGAAACCAAAAACUGUUCCUGAGCCAUUCAAAUUAACAGAACUGCAUAAAAAGUCAAUACAGUCUCCAGAACAUGUACAGAAAUUCAAAGCGCGCCCUGCUCCAAAACAUAUACUUGAGAAGCCUCAGAUUCCUGUGAAGCCUCCAGUCCAAAUAACCAAACCAAUUAGUCCUAAGUUUCAUUAUAAGCGUGGUAAUUCUUCAGAACAAUUGAAACAAAACCAUAAAGAUCUUCCAGUAUCAAUGUCAAAAAGUGUAGAAAAAUUACAACGCCAUGGCCCUAUUAAACCUGAACCAUUUUCUUUUGAAAAACGAGAUGAAGAAUUAAAAAGACGCAGAGAGGAGAAGAUCAGGCGUCAAAUUGAAGAGGAAAAAAAACAAGCUUCAUUAUUCAAAGCCCAGCCACUGCCUGGUGCUGUUAAAAAACGUAUGUAUAGUGCUACUACAAAAGGGAGCUCCUCCACAACAUCUUCUGAAAAUAAAGAGAAUCAUUCUAAAUUUGAAGCCAAACCUCCAACAGUACUUUAUAAAGAGCCAUUUAAGCCUGUUUUACAUCCAUUACAAUUAGUUAAGCCUGCACCAUUUGCAUUGACAACUGAAAAAAGGGCAGUCGAAAGAGAGAAGUUUGAGCAACAAUUAAAGGAAAAAGAAGAAGAACUUGAGAGACUUAGGCUUCAAAGAGAAAAAGAACAACAAGAAUUGGAGGAGAAAGCUAAAGCUGAAUUGAGAGCAAAGUUAAUACAUCAUGCUAAGCCAGCACCUGUGUUUACACCAUUUGUUCCUGAAAAGUCAGUGGUGCCACUUACUGUGCCAGACACACCUAAAUUUGUUAGAAGAUUAAAGAAUAAUUAAAUAUUUCUAAAAUAGAAUAAUGUUCUUAAUAAAGAAUGAUUAAUAUGAUACAUAAACAUAAUUUUUUGGUAGAAAAGAUCUGCAUUUUACUAAAUAUACUGUCAUUUUUUUGCUAUUGCUUAUAUGGUUGACAUUUUGUUAAUAUAAAAGAAAUAUUAUGAUAUGUUUUAAUUUUUAAUCAUGACUCGCAACUAGUAACAUAAAAUUUUUGUUUUUAUAAAAUUUCAUUGUGGUUGUUUUGAUAUUAAAUUUUAGAAUAUAUAUAAUUUCUUUAUUAUUUUUAAAUUAUAGUAAAUACAAUUGCUUCAUAAGUAAUAUUCAAAAUAAAAAUAUAUACAGUUCAUCUAAAUGAGGGUAACCAAAGCAAAUUUUUGUUGACAUUUGUGGUGGAUAUGGCACUUGCCAUUUUAUUAUCUAUCUCUAACAUAUUCUAAUUCAGCAUGGCAGAAAGACUGCACACUACUGAAUAAAUUUUAACAAUGUUAAAAAUAUAAUUUAUAAAAUAAUUUUUUUCGUAUGUAAUGAUGUCUUCUGAGAUUGAAAUCUUCUGUAGGGAUUCUAGUACUAUCAUCAAUUCCAUAUGUCCUAUUGAUGAAUGUUAUGCAAAUAUUUUAUAAUAAUAAAUCUCUUUAGCAAAACUUUAUUUUU
Molecule: messenger RNA, 2351 nt
Organism: Galleria mellonella (greater wax moth)
Lineage: Eukaryota; Metazoa; Arthropoda; Insecta; Lepidoptera; Pyralidae
Product: targeting protein for Xklp2-like
Exons: 1
Coding region: 279-1703 (474 amino acids)
Biological process (GO): regulation of mitotic spindle organization; activation of protein kinase activity
Cellular component (GO): spindle; microtubule
Source: RefSeq, a predicted model, not a curated record